AUGGCUCUACCGAAGGUAUUGGUGGUGGCUGAGAAGCCUAAGAUUGCGGAGGUACUUGCCAGCAGUCUGUGCACGGAUGCAGGGUCGCUGCAUAAACGCAAAGGGAAAUCUAAUGCCUGCAUGACAUGGGAGUGUCGUGGCCGCUUCUUGUCCUCAGCGGCCGACUUUUUGGUGACUUCGACGGCAGGUCACGUGUACUCCGCCGCUUUCGCUUCACGCUACAACAAUUGGUCAUCCACCGACCCGCUGGAUUUGUUUGAUGCAGAUAUCGUGUUUGAGGAGGCGACUCCCGAGAACCAUAUUCCGCAGCACCUGGCUUACGAAGCUAAGGGAUGCAGUUACCUGUUGCUAUGUCUGGACAACGACAGGGAAGGGGAGAAUAUCGCCUUCGAGGUCAUUGGCAUCUGCCGCCCGCAUCUGGUUGAUUUGGGUCGUAAACAGAUUUAUCGCGCUCGUUUCUCAGCUUUGAGCAAGGAGGACAUUCUACGUGCCAUGGGCAGCUUAGGCGCCCCUAACAAGCUUGAGUCCGACGCAGUGCAUGCCCGCCAGAUCAUUGACCUGCGAGUUGGCUGCGCAUUCACACGUUACCAGACGAAGUUUUUCCAGGAGAAAUAUGGAGAUUUGGAUUCGUCCUGCAUAUCGUAUGGUCCAUGUCAGACCCCUACAUUAUUCUUUUGCGUGGAUCGGUACAACGCAAUACUGCGGUUCCAGCCGGAGCCCUAUUACAAGAUUUUCCACAAGGCGGUAUGUGCUAUUCACUUGUCCAUGACGCUUGAGCAGUUACGAGACGCCACUCACGGCAAGGUUACCGCUGUGAGCGUUAAAAAAUCGAGUCAUGCGCCACCUAAGGCCCUGAACACCGUGACCAUGUUGAAGGAAGCGUCAUCUCGUUUGGGUAUGGGUCCGCAGAAGGCCAUGCACACUGCUGAGCACCUAUACUUGUCUGGAUACACUUCGUAUCCCAGAACCGAGACAGACAGCUAUCCAAAUUCUUUUGACUGGGAAGACCUGCUGCGCAAAUGCCGGUCAACUCCCGAGUACGGGAAUUUGGUGGAAACUCUCAUGAAGUCCGGCACUCCGUUGGGACCUCAUGGCGGACGUGACGCCGGAGACCACCCUCCUAUCACGCCGGUUCGUCUCGUCUCCCAGGGAGUGUUGACAGGUGACGACUGGCGUUUGUACGACUUUAUCGUUCGUCACUUCCUGGCAUCAAUCGCCGGCCCAUGCAAGGUGGAGACCACGACCUAUACUAUUAAUGUGAACGAUGAACUUUUCAGCUUCAGCACAUCGAGGAAGCUGGAACGCGGCUACACCAUAGUAUCGCCUUCAUCGGAUGAUAAUGUAGUGAGUGCAGUAUCGCUGGCCAAGGGCGACCAAUGCGAGGUGGCGAACUUUAGCAUAGAGGAGGGCGUUACGUCAGCUCCACCGCUGCUGUCCGAGUCUGAUCUGCUGGACUCCAUGGAGAAGAAGGGCAUUGGCACGGACGCCUCGAUGGCCACCCACGUUCACAACAUCAUAGCUCGUAACUUCGUGAAGCUCGUUGGAAAUCGCCAAGUGGAACCUACUAAGCUUGGCAAAUCGCUACUGGAUGGGUACAUGCAGAUCGACCCUGAGCUCGUCCUUCCGAGCGUGCGUGCCACCAUCGAGAGUUACUGCAACAUGAUCGCCGAAGGCAAGGCCGAAUGUGCCGAUGUUAUCCGCCAUGUUUGCCGCAUGUUCCGUCUGAAGUUCGAGUAUUACACAAGCAAGGUUUGUUUGCUGUGUCAUGCCAAGCACGUGCUUCAGAUCGAUGUCAUGAACUCUCUGUUUGAGACCCAUUUCACCCGUGUGGAAAAUUUCGGCACUCCCAUGAGCCGCUGUGGUAUCUGCAAUCGUUACAUGUUGUUUCUGAACAAGGCGCCAAUGCGCCUGUUUUGCAGGAACUGCUCGCGAGAGUACUCGCUGCCAAGCGGCGGCACCAUCCGCUUGUACAAGGGCCUGAAGUGCCCUCUGGAUAACUUCGAGUUGGUCCAGUUUCAGAGUCGCAACCGCGCAUUUUCGCUCUGCCCGAUGUGUUUCAACGAUCCCCCAUUCGAGGAGUUCGGCAAAAAAGGCAUGAACUGCAUCGAUUGUGCGCAUCCUACCUGCGCGAAUGGUCCUCGGUCCUUGGUGUUGACGUGUUGCCCCGAGGAAUGUGAUGGGAAGUUGGUCCUCGAUGUCAUAAACGGCGCGCCUAAUUGGAGGUUCUUCUGCACCCUCUGCGUGUACAAAUUGCACAUAUCGGACAAUGCUAAGAAGAUUUCAAUACUCCCCGAAUCGGAGUGCGACGAGUGCGGCAGCCACUACGCGAAGUUCGAACUAAAGGAUGGGAACUCGCUGGAGGGCUGCUUGUUCUGCAGUGAUGGCAUGAAGAGAUAUCUGGUGAACCCGUUAGUUAGAACAGCGUGUGAAGUCACAGUUGCUUAG
Messenger RNA from Babesia ovata, 2445 nucleotides. RefSeq names its product DNA topoisomerase III beta-1. Gene Ontology annotation, molecular function: DNA binding; DNA topoisomerase type I (single strand cut, ATP-independent) activity. Bases 1 to 2445 code for a protein of 814 amino acids. Gene Ontology annotation, biological process: DNA topological change. NCBI's taxonomy places the organism in Eukaryota, Apicomplexa, Aconoidasida, Piroplasmida, Babesiidae. The record is from RefSeq and is a predicted model, not a curated record. The transcript is spliced from 10 exons. Gene Ontology annotation, cellular component: nucleus.